Centruroides sculpturatus (bark scorpion) is the source of this 570-nucleotide messenger RNA. Its product is annotated as KRAB-A domain-containing protein 2-like. Gene Ontology annotation, molecular function: nucleic acid binding. NCBI's taxonomy places the organism in Eukaryota, Metazoa, Arthropoda, Arachnida, Scorpiones, Buthidae. Bases 1 to 570 code for a protein of 189 amino acids. The record is from RefSeq and is a predicted model, not a curated record. Gene Ontology annotation, biological process: DNA integration. The transcript has 2 exons.
AUGGUGUAUCAAGAUCAUUUAACGAAAUUUGUCCAUCUACUACCUUUGAAAACCAAGACAGCUGAAGAAGUAGCAUAUCAACUUCUUCAAAUAUUUUUAACAUUUGGUGCCCCAGCUAUAUUGCAUUCAGAUAAUGGUAGGGAAUUCUGUAAUAAAGUCAUAUUCGAACUAUGCACUAUGUGGAAAGAUGUUAAGAUAGUUCAUGGAAAGCCUCAUCAUAGUCACAAGGCUUACUUGAAAGGGCCAUUCAGGAUAUACAGAAUAUAUGGUUUGCACUUUGUACAAUUUGUCAAGGGCACUGCAUAUCACGAAGGAAUAUGCCAAAUUCCUUAUGAAGCCAUGUUUGGCGUUAAACCAAAAAGAGGCAGAGCAUCGUCAUCUUUGCCUGGCGAACAAAUAGCAAAUAUUGAAACUGAAGAACAGCUUGAAGAAAUUGUUAAUACUUUUGAAGGAAAUUUGAGCAAUGGCCAUAACAAAUACCAUAUUCCAAAGGAAAAUAUUGAAGAUGAGCUGCAACCCACCAUGUCUUCUUGUCAAGCCCUGACUAACAACACAAAUUUAUUUCUAUAA